AUGGACUUAUUCAACUCGGCUCUCGGGAAGAACAUCACAUUUAGGCAUCCUGAUUAUUUCAUCAUAACUGGUUUUUCUGGCAUCCCAAAUGUGAAACAUUACUUUGUCUUUCUGCUUUUUGUCUAUGUUGUUUCAGUGGUGGGAAACACAGCGGUAAUGGUUGUAAUAUUCUUGGAUCACAACCUGAGAGGUCCAAAAUAUAUAGCAGUUUUCAACCUGGCAUUUGUGGACCUGUUUGGUAAUUCUGCCCUGGUGCCAAAGGUCCUUGACAUCUUCCUGUUCAACCAUCCUAACAUCCCCUACAACGACUGCUUGACGUUCCUUUUCUUCUGCUACACCUGCCUCACUAUGCAGGCGUUCAACCUGGUGGCUCUCGCUUACGACAGACUCAUUGCUAUUAUUUUUCCGCUGCACUAUCAAGUGAAAGUGACUCAGAAUUUCAUGCUGUAUUUGAUCGCUGCUUUCUGGGCUUUUGCGAUAAUUGCCGUUCUCAUCGCUGUUGGCCUCAUUACGCGACUUUCUAUCUGUGCGCCUGCGUUUGUUAACAGCUAUUUCUGUGACCAUGGCCAGAUAUACCGUCUGUCUUGCAAUGACCAUUAUCCCAAUUAUGUCCUCAGUUGUUUGUACCCUGUUCUUUUCUUCUGGAUUCCACUUGCUUUUAUCUUGAUAAGCUAUCUGUAUAUUGGCUGCACUUUGGCGAAAGUGGCGACGGUUCAUGAAGGACUCAAAGCCUUUAAGACCUGUAUCGGUCACCUUUCACUGGUAGCGAUCUAUUUCAUCCCAUCAUUAGUCACAUUUACACUGAUGGAAAAAAUACAACCUAAUGCCAGGAUUAUUAACCUGUCUCUGACCUCUGUGUUUCCUCCCAUGUUAAACCCCAUUGUUUACGUUCUGCAGACGCAAGAAAUCAAAGUAUCUUUGAAAAAGCUGCUAAACAUCAGAGGGAAAUCCAACAAAAUAAUUACAAUGUGA
Messenger RNA from Solea solea (common sole), 972 nucleotides. RefSeq names its product olfactory receptor 1F1-like. The record is from RefSeq and is a predicted model, not a curated record. The coding region runs from base 1 to 972 and encodes 323 amino acids. The transcript has a single exon. Gene Ontology annotation, biological process: G protein-coupled receptor signaling pathway. NCBI's taxonomy places the organism in Eukaryota, Metazoa, Chordata, Actinopteri, Pleuronectiformes, Soleidae. Gene Ontology annotation, cellular component: membrane. Gene Ontology annotation, molecular function: G protein-coupled receptor activity; olfactory receptor activity.